Messenger RNA from Pteronotus mesoamericanus, 1006 nucleotides. RefSeq names its product high mobility group nucleosomal binding domain 3 (gene HMGN3). NCBI's taxonomy places the organism in Eukaryota, Metazoa, Chordata, Mammalia, Chiroptera, Mormoopidae. The coding region runs from base 171 to 545 and encodes 124 amino acids. The record is from RefSeq and is a predicted model, not a curated record. Gene Ontology annotation, cellular component: chromatin; nucleus. Gene Ontology annotation, biological process: chromatin organization. The transcript has 7 exons. Gene Ontology annotation, molecular function: nucleosomal DNA binding.
GGAGCGGGGAGGCGAGCGAGUAGAGGGUCCUUGGAGGGAGCCGCCGAGGUACAGGUCGGAGAGGCCGUACCCCGCGCGUGAGCAGCUGCAGCGGCGGCGGCAACAUCCAGCGGCGGUACCAGCAGUUCCAGCCCGUUGCUUUACUUUUUAGCUGCACGAACAUAAUCAUUAUGCCGAAGAGAAAGUCUCCUGAGAAUACAGAGGGCAAGGAUGGAUCCAAAGUAACUAAACAGGAGCCCCCAAGACGGUCUGCCAGAUUGUCAGCGAAACCUGCUCCACCAAAACCUGAACCUAAACCAAGAAAAACAUCUGCUAAGAAAGAACCUGGAACAAAGAUUAACAAAGGUGCUAAAGGGAAGAAGGAGGAGAAGCAGGAAGCUGGAAAGGAAGGUACUGCACCAUCUGAAAAUGGUGAAACUAAAGUUGAAGAGAUCCACAUCUCUCGCUCAACUGUUAGUGUCUCAACCUCCAGAGGUGCCCUACCCAGCACACUGUCAGUAAAAGGGCAGAUUGAAACAGUGAGAGUUAAGGGCACAGAAAACUGAAUCUGUAGAUAACGAGGGAGAAUGAAUUGUUAUGAAAAGUUUGGGUUGAUUUUAUGUACCUCUUGGGACAACUUUUAAAAGCUAUUUUUACCAAGUAUUUUGUAAAUGCUAAUUUUUUAGAACUCUACUAGUUGGCAUACAAAAAUAUAUAAGAAUGGACAUUUUACCUUCUCAUAAUCAAUCUUUUUGGAAAUUUACAUCAUCCUCAAGUAAAAUAAAUUUAAUGUUGGAAGCUGUGUGUAAAAUUGAUUCAGCAUUCCAUGCAUUUGCUUUAAAAAUUUAGUCCUGUGCAUACUGUGGUGUUUUUACUGUGCAUAUUUGAAUUUUUCACGCAGUUUUCUAGAGCAAUAAUCAGUGGUGCUUUUGUACCUAGGUUUAUGUGAUUUUAAUGAAACAUGGAUAGUUGUGGCCACCUGCUGACUAUUUGUGGUUUAAAAUAAAAGGUUUUCUUGCCUGCAAAA